AUGAUCUGGACGUUCGUGUUCAUAUUCAUUUUAGGAUGUUUAACCACGUUCUCGAGCCUGCGGGUCAUGUUUCGAUUCACUGCGAAACAUGACGAUUUGAAUUUUACACAAUUGGUAGCACAACACGGUUACCUUAGUGAAAACUACACCGUGCAGACGGAGGAUGGAUACCUGCUCAGCUUGUACAGGAUUACUUACAGUCCGAAAUGUGAUAGUGAAAAAACUAAAACACCAGUGCUACUUGUAAAUGGCCUAUUGGCUAGUGCGGACUGCUUCUUGGACGCUGGAGUUCACAAUGGACUACCGUACUUACUUGCAGACUCUUGCUUUGAUGUAUGGGUCGGCAACGCUCGGGGCACUUAUGAUGGCAGGAGGCAUAUAGCCCUGGAUCCUGACAGUGAUGCGGUCUUCUGGGAUUUCUCCUUCGAUGAAAUUGCAAAAUAUGACGUACCAGCUACCAUUGAUUUAGUGCUAAACCAUACUCGAGAGCCUCAACUUAACUAUAUUGGUGUUUCUCAAGGCGCUGGGAGUUUUUUGGCGAUGUGUUCUGAACGACCAGAGUACAGUGAUAAAGUGAAAGUGUUGAUCGGGUUGGCGCCAGCGGCCAAACUUAACCGCGCAAAAUCCGUAUUUUUCAGGACAGUUUCUACAAUGGUACGGGACCACCACAAUAUUUUACAAGGGAUAGGCAUGGUAGAGUUCCUGUGGAAGGGAAUUAUGGAUCCGGUAAAUUUACUUUGUCAAUAUAUGCCUGAGGCGUUAUACAGUUUAAUAUCUAUUAUAGAUGCGCCACAUCCAUCAUCAGUAUCGACGGAAACCACAAAGGAAAUACUGACGCAUUUCCCGGCAGGAACUUCGACCAAGAACAUAGUUCGCUACGGACAAAAUGUAAACGUUGACAGGUUUUGUAAAUUUGAUUAUGGUCCAGAGAAGAAUAUGAAGUUGUACGGUGGAGAUCCACCUGAUUUUAACUUGUCAACCGUUAGAAUGCCAACUUAUGUUCUCCUUGGGGAAAACGAUGGCUUGAUAUCCACCACUGACACGGAGUGGCUUGUGAGCAAACUGCCCAAUGUUAAAGAGAUGGUCUUAAUGGAAGAUCCUCAUUGGAAUCAUUUAGAUAUGGUUAUUAAUAAAAAUAUAAGUAAAGCGUUGUUUCCGAAGAUUUUGAAAUACUUAAAACUUUAUAAUGAUAAUAACCAAAGUGUUGUUACAAGUACGAUAGGAUAUAAGUAUGUGACACAAGUUUGA
Leguminivora glycinivorella is the source of this 1248-nucleotide messenger RNA. RefSeq names its product lipase 1-like. Gene Ontology annotation, biological process: lipid metabolic process. The transcript has a single exon. Bases 1 to 1248 code for a protein of 415 amino acids. NCBI's taxonomy places the organism in Eukaryota, Metazoa, Arthropoda, Insecta, Lepidoptera, Tortricidae. The record is from RefSeq and is a predicted model, not a curated record. Gene Ontology annotation, molecular function: hydrolase activity, acting on ester bonds.